Zingiber officinale is the source of this 1295-nucleotide messenger RNA. RefSeq lists its product as uncharacterized. The transcript is spliced from 7 exons. The record is from RefSeq and is a predicted model, not a curated record. Lineage: Eukaryota; Viridiplantae; Streptophyta; Magnoliopsida; Zingiberales; Zingiberaceae. Bases 37 to 1026 code for a protein of 329 amino acids.
GAAGAGGUUGAGGCCCUAAAACUUGUUCCUUCAGCCAUGGAUGAUCCUCGUGCUGCUGCUGCCGGUUCAAGCACCGCCAUGGCCGCACUCGAGGUGUUCGACGUCGGUCCCUGCGACGAACCCUACCAGAUGGGCUUCCUCACCGGCCAGAACUUCUCGGCCAUGAUCAAGAGCAGAGUCGCUCAAGACCAGAUCCUGCAACACCAGCUCCUCCCCUUUGCCCUAACCCCUCAAGCUGAGCCACUCCUGGAGUCCAUCUGCGUCGCGAAUCGGCAGAGGUAUCCAAGGUACUGGCAGGAGCUGCUCGGGAUCGCCGGCGGAAGCGGAGUGCCGAUUCUUCAUAUACUGUUGCUGAACUUCCGAAAGGAGUUGCUUCCUUUCGUCUCCAAGGAAGAAGUUGCCGCUGAAGAUGAUUGCUCGGACGUUCUCGUGGUGAAUGACUCGAUGGCCGUUGCCGCACACAACGAAGAUGCAAAUGUGGCUUUGGUCGGCCACACUUUCAUGGUGAGGGCUCGGCUGCCGGACGGCUUGUCGUUUGUCGCGUAUUCGUAUGCAGGCGAGCUACCGAGCUGCGCAUUUGGCUUCAACAGUAAUGGCAUUGCCUUUACACUGAAUUCGGUACCCCCGAAGUCGGAAGAGAUGACAAGAGGCGGCGGCAUAGGACGGAAUUUCAUAUCGAGAGAUCUGCUCGAAGCUAGCAAUCUUGAAGAUGCCCUGAAUAGGGUUUGCUCAACCAACAUUGCCACUGGACAUAGUUACAAUUUGGUGGAUCUGGGAACUCGACGAAUACUGAACGUCGAGACAGCAUCCAGAAAUCGCCACUCGGUCCACGAAGUCAAGAAAACACCAUUCUUCCAUGCAAACAUGUAUCUCCAUCUUGAAGUAAAGCAGGUUGAAGAUGAGAACUCUAUCAGUAGGCAAAGAAGAGCAGCUCAACUUUCAAAAGAAACAAAAGCAGAAAUACUUUCAAUUUUAGGGGAUUCUGAGGAUGCAAAGUAUCCGAUCUACAUGACAGGCAAUGAAUGAUAUUAUUUAUGAUGGCCAAGAUUGUACACUCUUUGCACUGUGUUGGUGGAUGCAGAUGAGAGAACAAUUUCCAUCUUUCAGUGCAACCCAAAGGAAGGAAAUGCUUCCUUGGUGCUUCCAAUGGAUUGAAUGGAAAGGUAGGUAAAGGAAAUAUGUAAAACCUUUUAGGGUUUUUACUUUGCUAAACUAAACUUACCAACGUCAGUAGAACAAGGAAUUGAAAAAGACUUAAUUAGUAAUAAUAAAAUAGGAUAAAAUUUAGAUUCCAA